Molecule: messenger RNA, 1086 nt
Organism: Emericellopsis cladophorae
Lineage: Eukaryota; Fungi; Ascomycota; Sordariomycetes; Hypocreales; Bionectriaceae
Exons: 1
Coding region: 1-1086 (361 amino acids)
Source: RefSeq, a predicted model, not a curated record
AUGAUGCACCGACAGACAUUACGGUCGGUGACCCGUCGCACUGCGCCCGCCGACGUCGAAUCUCUAUCCGCCUACUUCCACCAGAGCUUCUCGACAUCCACGUAUUUUCAGGCCGACGAGCCUGCGCCAUCAGACAAGCCAUUCAACGUGCGGAGCAAGUCACUCGCCGCGGCAGACAAGAUCAAGAACCUAGUCGGAGGGCAGACACGCCCGGCACCGGCACCCAGGAGUAACCCGGGCGCCACAGGGCCCAAGAUUGUCGACAUCAAGAGCCUGCCUCGAGGCGGUCUACGCGGGCGAGGAGGCUUCCGAGGCCGUGGUGGCGCAUCAGCAGGUGCUUCUGCCGGUGGUGCCGGGGGGGGGCCCAAUCGCUUCGCUGGCGCAUCUAGGGGAAACGCCGCACGAGGUGGACGAGGAGGUGCCUCUGCCCGCGGCCGUAGAGGAAACGCUGUGCGUAAAGGUCGCAAGAAGGGCGAGGAAGGAGAGGAGGGCGACCGCAAAGACCGGCGAUUCGACCAGGGACACGCUGUCGAGCCCGAGGCCCAGGCCUUUAUGGACACCAUGCGCUACGGCGUGACCACAACCUUCAAUCCUUCUGUCACGACCAAGUCUCUCGAGGGCCACUUCCCCGCCGUCCCAUCGGGGCAGCACGGUGCGCUGGCGUCCGUGCACCAAUCCCUCGCCGCCCUGGGCGGGGGGAACCGCGUCGGCCUCCCCGACGAGCACACGCCCAAGGACAACGCGCGUGACCUGCACACGACCAAAUUCCGCUACUUCUCCGACGUGGAGUCCAAAGACCGCGUGGAGGCGCAUCUCCAGGCGCGCUACAAGACGGACAAGCAGCAGGUGCUCCCCGCGGACGAGCACGUGCGCAAGGUCGUGUGGGAGCAGGCGGUGCUGGGGAAGCACGAGGCGCCUCAAUUUGCGGACGCUAAGAACUCGACGCAGAUUGCCAGGAACUGGCAGCUGAGGAAUGAAACGUGGCAACCGAGGGAGGCGUCCAUCUUUGAGGCAAAGGUCGCCUCGCUGCUGGAGAGGGCAAAGCCAAAAGGCGGCGCCAAGCAGCAGCAGCCCAAGAAGGCAUGA